Molecule: messenger RNA, 1035 nt
Organism: Lacerta agilis (Sand lizard)
Lineage: Eukaryota; Metazoa; Chordata; Lepidosauria; Squamata; Lacertidae
Gene: RNF41
Product: ring finger protein 41
Exons: 7
Coding region: 400-1005 (201 amino acids)
Biological process (GO): regulation of canonical NF-kappaB signal transduction; protein K63-linked ubiquitination; tumor necrosis factor-mediated signaling pathway
Cellular component (GO): plasma membrane signaling receptor complex
Molecular function (GO): zinc ion binding; ubiquitin protein ligase activity
Source: RefSeq, a predicted model, not a curated record
GGGGUUGCGGAGCGACGAGGGAUUCUGAGCGGGGCCUAGCGAGUGCUUGAAGCGGGUGCAGGCGGAGGAGAGCGAGCCUGGUCUGGCGUAUGUGGCGAGGUGACGUUGGAGAGCGGGCGUGUUUUUGUUUCUGAGAUCAUGGCUGCAGAGAAAAAUGACAACUUAGUCUGAAUGAGGAAGAGCAGGAAGAAGAUGGGCCACUGUGAUAUACUCUUUGAAAAGAGCAAUCGAAAGUCAUCUUUGUCUUGUUGCUGUUCAGGAAGGAAUUCUUCUACAGAAGCAGUGCAUAACUUACUACAAGAGGCAAAUUAAACUGGUGAUCAUGCUGCUAAAUUGAUAAUGUGGACUCCUCAUGUCAUCUGCUUUCUGGUUUGGGGGUUUUGGCAUCGGUGAUGAGAAAUGGGGUAUGAUGUAGCUCGCUUUCAAGGGGAUGUUGAUGAAGAUCUUGUAUGUCCCAUCUGCAGCGGGGUCUUGGAGGAGCCAGUGCAGGCUCCUCAUUGCGAGCACGCCUUCUGCAAUGCCUGCAUCACCCAGUGGUUCUCCCAACAACAGACUUGCCCCGUGGACCGAAGUGUUGUGACCGUGGCUCACUUGCGGCCUGUUCCUCGGAUCAUGCGUAAUAUGCUAUCUAAGCUGCAGAUCACAUGUGACAACGCUGUUUUUGGUUGUACCGCUGUAGUGCGACUUGACAACCUGAUGUCUCACCUCAACGACUGUGAACACAAUCCAAAGCGGCCUGUGACUUGUGAGCAGGGAUGUGGCUUGGAAAUGCCCAAAGAUGAGUUACCGAAUCAUAACUGCAUCAAGCACUUGCGGUCAGUGGUGCAGCAGCAACAGACAAGGAUAGCUGAGUUGGAAAAGACUUCAGCAGAACAUAAGCACCAGCUAGCGGAGCAGAAACGUGACAUUCAGUUGUUGAAAGCAUAUAUGCGAGCGAUACGUAGUGUCAAUCCCAACCUGCAGAAUUUGGAGGAGACUAUUGAAUAUAAUGAAAUCCUAGAGUAAGUGCUGGAACUGAGUUUUAAAAGAGGGUGG